Messenger RNA from Pararge aegeria (speckled wood butterfly), 4530 nucleotides. RefSeq names its product tyrosine-protein phosphatase non-receptor type 61F-like (gene Bmptp-Z). NCBI's taxonomy places the organism in Eukaryota, Metazoa, Arthropoda, Insecta, Lepidoptera, Nymphalidae. Gene Ontology annotation, molecular function: protein tyrosine phosphatase activity. Bases 166 to 1509 code for a protein of 447 amino acids. The record is from RefSeq and is a predicted model, not a curated record. Gene Ontology annotation, biological process: protein dephosphorylation. The transcript is spliced from 10 exons.
GUGAAAACGAGAAUCGGUGUUGGUGAGUGGUGACGGGUGACGGGUGACGGGUGAAGUGAAUCCAAUCCACUUUAUUCGGACGACCCGCGAGUUUUGCGGCAUCCGGCUGUUUGCUGUACCCUGUAACACUUUGUUCGUGCAACUUUGAAAUGAUAUAGUUGAGUUAUGAACGACGACAAAAUGAAUACCAAUAACAUUGAAGCAGAAUAUAUGGAUAUAGCCGUCCGAAAUGCCUGGCCUAUCAUCUACCAGAAAAUUGGACGAGAAUGUCAGUCUUAUACAUACACAUGCCUGGAGGCUAAGAAACCGAAAAACAAGCCUUUAAAUCGGUACAGAGAUGUAAACCCAUAUGACCACAGCCGGGUUAUCUUGAAGCGCAGUGAAGUCGAUUACAUCAAUGCCAAUCUAGUGAAGAUGGACCGCGCAAAUCGGAAAUAUAUUCUUACACAAGGUCCACUCGCUUUUACCGUUGGUCAUUUCUGGCUGAUGGUCUGGGAGCAAAAUAGCCGGGCAAUUUUAAUGCUCAACAAGAUAAUCGAAAAGAACGAAAAGAAAUGCCACUGGUACUGGCCACACGGCAUCGGGGAAGACGAAAAGUUCGUUCUCAGCGACGUGAAACUGACCAUAGAGCAGAUUAGCGAAGAGGAUUGCAGCUACUAUACUACGCGUGUUUUUAGAAUUUUUGACAUGGAGAGUGGUGAAAGUCGAGAGGUGGUGCAGUUCCAUUACACCACCUGGCCCGACUUUGGAGUUCCCUCAUCGCCAGUUGCGUUCCUGGAGUUCCUGAAGAAGGUUCGCUGUUCGGGGGCGUUGAACUCUGACGUGGGCCCUGCAGUGGUGCACUGCAGCGCGGGCAUCGGCCGAUCGGGGACAUUCUGCUUAGUGGACUCGUGUCUUGUUAUUAUUGAAAGAGAAGGUUUAGAGAGUGUAAACAUACAGCAAAUAUUGUUGGAAAUGCGCAAGGAUCGCAUGGGCCUCAUACAGACUCCGGACCAACUACGAUUUUCAUAUCAAGCUAUAAUCGAGGGGGCCAAAAGAUUCCAUCCCGAUUUCAAAGACGAUCCAAAAAUGGAUGAGAGUAUAUACUCUGUGGUCGCGGAGGAGGCCGAAGAAGCCGAAGAGGAAGCACCGCCGCCGCCCCCGCCUCGCGCCGAGAGCCUCACAAGAGCCCCUGCGAGGCCCCUUCCUAAUAUACCGACCAGUGCUUCGCUUGGUAACCUGAACUACAAUUGCACGGCGGAGAGCUCGAGUUCUGAUGAGGGGGACCCUCCCACACCGCCCUCUCGAGAGUGCCCCACUCCGAGCUCGUCUGGUGACGAAGAGUACGACGACCCCGCAUCUGUUAAUGAGAGCGGCGAGAACGUGGACACACUUCGACGGCGCCGCACGCGCGAGCUCGCAGACCGCAUCGCCGUGAUGAAGAAGCGAGGUCGCGACGCCGAGCGGUGGCACGCGCUCAAGAGGUUAAAAUCGGAGGAAACCCCUAAAACUGAACCAUGCGAAGACUGAAGAGCGUAGGUAAUAACUUUUAAAGAAAUUUAAUGUAAAAACGAAAUAAUAAUUUGGACAUAUCUUUUAGAAGUCAAGAUUGUUUUUGGAUAGAUCUUUUUAGUAAGCUUUAUGAUAUAAUCCAAGGUUUAUCAAUCUGCGGAAUUUAUUACGAAAAAUAAACAGUUUUAAAAUGACUGUACACAUGGCAUAGUUAUAAACUUAGAUUUCUAGAUUCCAGGCAGUUUAUUGCCAAUAAUUCUCGCUUAGCAAGUUUAUUGGUUUCCGUCCCAACUAAACGCGAUUUUAAAUUUUAUGACAUGUUCUAUCUUUUAAAUCCUAAGUUUUAGUAAGCCGUUAUCAACAAAACCCCAACUCUUUAAGAACUGCGAAGUAAUGUAAAACAUCAAUAUAGAAAAAUAAGUUAACUCUAGAUUAAUAUAUUAUUUCUCAUCUAAAAUUUAUUUCAUUAUGGUCUAUAAGUAUUAUCUUUGCAUCUGUAUAAAUGCAAAUUUAUCCUCGGAGUAUUGAGAAGCACCUUAAAGAUACGGGGAUCUAACAUUUUAUAUGAAGUGUUUUGUGCAUUUCGUGUCGCGCAACCUAUGUGCAAAAUAUCAUAAAACAGUCAAGUUUAACACUAACUGACUUUUCAGUAUUCGCCCGUAUAAAUUAUAAUAUAUGUAUAAUUAAUAUAGUUAAGACUAUAAAAUACGCAUGUAGAUCUUUAGCCAUUAGAAUGUUUGGAAUAUUUAUUUAGUUUUAUGAAUUGUGUCGAUUAAUGAACCAUUAAGUUUCAAAAGUUCUAUAUUAUUGAUAUAUUACUCUAUAUUAACGUCAGCGCACACCGGAGCAAGGCGGCAGUUAAUAAUGAUAAUCGUAAUAAAGUUAAACACUACACAGUGGCGGAUCGGAUUAUAUGAAGGCGGUGAGAGAAACGUACAAUUUAAUAUAAAAACUGAUACACUUAAAAUCAUAUCCUUCCCCAUGCUCCAGGCUGCGUUGGCUCAUUGUCUAUGCCAUUACGCCCCCUUUUCUAUCUUUCAGCAUAGUAGCCAUAUAAAUGUAUAUAAAUUUAAGGUUCUUCUUUAGAUUAUUUAUUUAGAUAAAAAAAAAUUAUACUAAAUUUUGCAACUUUAUUGGGGAGUGCGUAUCGUUUUUAUUUGGAGCAAAUGAAAUGAUUUGCUUCUUAAACGUCAGUAAUAUUAAUGGUAGGAACACAUUCGACACCCACCAGAUAUUAUGCGACACAAUCCCAUGCCUCGCAUUUAAUUUGUGAAUGACCAGGCGCUGUAUGCAGCCACAGCAUUACGCCAUCUGGAUUUAGUGCUUUGAUUUGCCACUACUAGUGGUGUCGCGUUAACUAAUUACCAUUGUGUUCCUAUCAUAGGUAUUGUAAUUGUUAGGAUAAUGCUAGGACUAAAUUCUUAGCAACGUCACUGUUAAAAUUGUCUACGUUUUGUAUUAUAAUUCUUGCCAAUUAGGUACAUGAACAGAAGUAUACCAUAUUGCAACCGUAUAUAAAUGACAAUAAAUAUCGUACCUUAAUUAAUUACUAUUGUGUUUCCCCAAUAAAGGAGCGCACGUAGCUAUUAGUUAAACCAUCUGUCAUACUUUCAUUACCUAAACUUAUGCUGAUCGUACAUCUAACGGAGUAUCUUAUUUAAAUUAUACGGAAAAUUUUGAUGACGUACACGCCAACGCGUAUUAUAAAAAUUGCGCAUAUAGCUCGCAUAUAUACAAAGCUAUUAUUGAUUAUAUCUAAACAGAUCCAUGAGUAGUCUAAAAUUGAAUUUUCGUUAAUUCUAAUAAGAGCUUCUUCUUGAACCGUUGGAAAAUAAUCAAGCUAUAACUUUGGCUUCAACAAAAUAAAUGCGGCUUAUUAUGCUGACUGUUAAUAUUUACAUAACUACAUAUCAUUAUGUAACUGUGAACGAGAAUCUGUUUGAUGUGCGACAUUAUUAGAUGUAUUUUUGAUAUUUAUAACUUACCACUCGUUCGCGAUUUCACUGUGUGGUACACACACACACAAUUGACGCAGUCAACGUGCAAGUACUAGCAACUGCUUUAAGUAUUUAUCGCAACUGCGAUAUGUAUGGGAUUAUAUGAAAGGACGCGCAUAAGUGGGUUGUUAGAAAUAAUCGUGAUGCGCGCUUAGUCUUACAGUUUUGUUUGAGAUGACGAUUUCUAAUCAAGAAUGAAAGUCAAAUUACAGCUUAUUAUUUUAAUAAUUAUUUUCGCUCAUUAACUCGUACUCAAAACAAAAGUAUUAAAUAUAACUAGGUUUAUGGUUCGUAAAUUUGGAUCAAAACGUAGUUCACUGUGACAUUUUAACAAAAAGACAUACCGGCUAAGUGCUAGUUGGACUUGCACAAGACGGGUUUCGUACCAAGGUGCAAUGUGAAACACUCUAGUUUAUAUAUUUUUAUAGAUCAUUACAUUAUUUGGAUCGAGCCAAAAACACCAAACACUCCCUUCUUUUCAUCUUUUUGAAAUACACAUUCUGUGUAAAUUUCAACUCUCUACCUAUUAAGUUCCAUGAGACUAGGCGACCUACAGACGGACUAAUGGACAAAGAUAGUCAAAUAAGUCUUUGGCACUCUUUGGUUACGAAACCCUAAAAAGCAGCGCAUACGCCAUUUGUUUUUUAAAUUUGUGCUGUUAAUAUUACUAGUAACUUGCGAAACUGUUUUAAUUGUAAUAUAUUUUUAUUUUAAUAUUAAUUUUAUGUUAUUAUAAUUAGAUUACGUUUCAUGCACAAUAAUAAAAUUAAUAAUAAUUGGAAAUUUUAUUUUGCAUUUAAGGUAUGCUAGGAGCUUACUACCAACCAUCGCAUAAAGCAGUAUUUCUUAAAUAUUGCUAACGUUUGUUUCAUUUGGACAUCAAGUUAUGACUUACAAAACUUUUAUUUAAAACUUAUAUAUUAAGAUAAGCGAUGGUAGUAGGCACCUAGUAAAUAAACAUUGAAGUAGAUAUACCGACAGAUGGAAUAACUACAUUGUUUACAUUUAGUUACUAUCUACUUAUGAAAAAUAAAUUGUAAUC